GUACUUAGCUAAGUUUUGCAAAAGCUUCCCAGGAAAGAACGGCGCCCCGCGUCUUGUCGUGCUCCGAGCAUGCUGAAUGCUGGAUGUUGCUGCAGAAAAACUGGGUCGGAUUAUGAGCACCCUUAGGGUUUUCCGUAGGGAAGGGAAGCCGCCAAGGAAGGCUUCAGAACCUGAGCCACGGAGAAUCCUCCAGAGUCUGUCCACCUGGCAGCUGUCCACGUGGCAGGCAUUCAAAUUGGCCCUGUGACCAGAUCUGUAUCCACCCCUUCCUCCCUGCUAGUCUGAGUUUUGUGUUGCAUUUGCCCGACUUUAUAGCUCUGUAUAAUUUUAUUGCAAACGGGGCCUCUGUACAUAGUCUUUCUGGUGUUCUUUAAAAAAUAUAUAUUGCAACUUGCAUCUUUGGAACCAGCGUUGUGGUAGGAGCUGGUGCAAAAUGACGAGGGAUUGAAAUUGGUGUUGAAUUUCUUAGGACGCUAAAGCAAAGUUGAGGCUAAUCUACUUGGGUGGGAACUUUGCCAGGUUCUGAGGUUUCCUUACCUGGAUUUGAGGACUGCACUUACUGCACAGAUGUGAGGGGCCUCAAGCAGGGCUGCUCGUUUAUGCUCAAAAUAGCUCACGAUGCACCUUUAAUACCCAUUUUAAGAUGAAGUGAUACCCCCAUGCUCAGAAAGUUUAUAAUUAGUUCAGCGGUGGGAAAUGAAUUUCCUCACUGGGUGUCACUUUCAGCGCUGGACGUACUUUCAUGUCCUUGCUUUUCAGUAGGUAGCUACUAGCUGUAAACGGACAUUUAAAUUAAAAUUAAAAUAAAUGUAAGAGAUUUUAGUUGCACUGACCACAUAUGAAACUCACUGCUCACUGCAAAAGAGUCUAUUUCCUUAAAUAGACUGCAUUUAAAUUGUCAUUUAAGGUAGGUUUCCUGUCAGAUGCUUAACAAAUGUUAAUAAUCAGGAAAAAGGGGGCUUCAAAGGUGAGAGGGCACAGUGGGCAAAAGUACUUGACUCGAAAGCCCAGCAACUUGAGUUGAUCCUAGGAAACUGUAAAGAAGGAGAGAACUGACUCUACAUCUACAUGAAUGUUGUACUGCUGUGUACAUAUACACAUCGUGUGUGUAUGCACACAAAAUAUUUUUUUAAAUUAAGGAAAGCUUGAAUUUUUUAUUGAGAUAGAGAGUCACAUGGAAUAAGAAAUAAUAGAGAGGUUAUAUGUAUUUGCAAAAUUAUAGUAAAAAUAUCACACAGGUAUUGAGGCUGGAGGGUUGGCUCAGCUGUUAAGAGCACCCACUGCUCUUGCUGAGGACCUGAGUCCACAUGGUGGCUAACAACCAUCUGGAACUCUUCCAAAGUGGAAGAAGAGCAUCAUGAAUGAUGAUUUAGGACCACAGUGAAGCCACUUACCAUCCAGCCUCUCCUUCCUGUUCUGCACUUUUGGGAAGCAAGUUAGGAAGCUUGGUCCAUAGUCAAGGUAGGUGGGACAGAAAUUGAGCCAACAAUCUUGGAAGGAGUAUUUACAUAAAUUAUUUAGAAUUCUCUUGCAGUGUUGUUCCUGUAAAACAGUCUUUGCAGAAAUAAAUCCUUUUUUUUUUCUUUCUUUUUUCAGACAGGGUCUCAAGUAGCCCAGAAUUCACUCUGCAGCCAGUAAUGAUUCAGAAAUCCUGCUCUUCCUGCCUCUACUUCCAGAAUACUGGGAUUACACGCAUGCACCAUGCUGAUGAUUGAACCCAGGACUCGGUGCAAGUGGUAGGCAAGUGUUGGAGACAACUGCCCUCUUUGAACGCUGCAGAAAGCAUGCGACUACAAGUGCAGAGUCACCAGUAGCCAAGAGUGUCUACUUUCUGAAGUGCAGUGUCCUUUACAAACUAUGCCUUGUUUACAAUGCUGUAUUGAACGCCUACGCGCACAGAGGCCGCAGUCUCAGGAUGCAGAAGGGAAGAGGAAGGACGAGCAGAAUCAGAAGACGGAAGCUCUGCAGAAGUGCUGACUCCAGAGGAGUGAAUGAGAGCUACAAGUCUGAAUUUAUAGAGCUAAAAAAGUGGCUGAAGGAUAGGAAGUUUGAAGAUACAACUUUAAUCCCUGCCUAUUUUCCAGGAACAGGAAGAGGGCUGAUGAGCAAAACCUCCCUGCAGGAGGGACAGAUGAUUAUUUCAUUGCCUGAGAGCUGUCUGCUCACCACGGACACAGUGAUUCGAAGCUUCUUAGGGCCCUACCUUAAGAAGUGGAAGCCACCCCCAUCUCCUGUGCUGGCGCUGUGUACCUUUUUAAUCUCAGAAAAGCAUGCUGGGAACCGGUCCCUCUGGAAGCCUUACCUGGACAUUCUACCCCAGUCAUAUACCUGCCCUGUCUGUUUGGAGCCAGAAGUGGUAGAUCUUCUUCCCGAACCUUUAAGAGCAAAGGCCAAAGAGCAGAGGGCCCACGUGCAGGACUUCUUUGCUUCCUCCAGAAGCUUUUUCUCUUCCUUGCAGCCUCUGUUUGUAGAGGCCGUGGACGGCAUCUUCAGCUAUGAUGCCUUCCUGUGGGCCUGGUGCACUGUGAACACCAGAGCUGUGUACAUGAGACCUAGGAGGCAGGACUGCCUCUCCGCAGAGCCAGACACACAAGCGCUUGCUCCGUACCUGGAUCUGCUCAACCACAGCCCGCAUGUCCAGGUAAAAGCAGCGUUUAAUGAGAAAACUGGCUGCUACGAAAUCAGAACGGCCUCGGGCUGUAGGAAGCACGAGCAGGUGUUCAUCUGCUACGGCCCCCAUGAUGACCGCCAGCUGCUCCUGGAGUAUGGCUUCAUCUCUCGCCACAACCCUCAUGCCUGUGUUCCCAUCUCAGGAGAAAUGCUUGUUAAAUAUCUUCCACCGACAGACAAACAGAUGCACAAGAAGAUGUCCAUUUUAAAGGAUCACGGCUUUGCAGAAAACUUGACAUUUGGCUGGGAUGGACCAUCUUGGAGGUUACUCACGGCUCUUAAGUUGUUAUGUAUGGAGGCUGAGGAAUUUACAUGCUGGAAAAAAAUACUGCUUGGGGAAGUGAUCUCAGACACAAAUGAGAAGACAAGUUUGGACACAGCCCAGAAAAUAUGCUGCUCUUUCAUAGAAGAGACGAUGGUUGUGCUUCAGAAGGUUUCCGACAUGAAGGAGAGAAAAGUGUCCUUGAUAGAUCAACUCAGUUUGGUGGAAGCAUUGUGGACAGAAGAGCUGAGGAUUCUCAAGGCCUCUGCUGAGGUCCUGAGCUUACAAACCCCUUCCCUGACUUCAUCGGGAAGCCUGUGAUUACCUCCUGUGGAGGGUGUGACUUCCGAGUUUUUAAACUGAGGUUGGAUUAAAUUGACCUUUAUAUAGAA
Messenger RNA from Nannospalax galili (Upper Galilee mountains blind mole rat), 3324 nucleotides. It is a transcript of the gene Setd4, whose product is annotated as SET domain containing 4. NCBI's taxonomy places the organism in Eukaryota, Metazoa, Chordata, Mammalia, Rodentia, Spalacidae. The transcript has 11 exons. Gene Ontology annotation, biological process: positive regulation of transcription by RNA polymerase II; peptidyl-lysine dimethylation; peptidyl-lysine monomethylation. The coding region runs from base 1916 to 3253 and encodes 445 amino acids. Gene Ontology annotation, molecular function: histone H3K36 methyltransferase activity; transcription coactivator activity; protein binding. The record is from RefSeq and is a predicted model, not a curated record.